Messenger RNA from Mercurialis annua (annual mercury), 2662 nucleotides. Its product is annotated as ent-copalyl diphosphate synthase 1. Gene Ontology annotation, cellular component: chloroplast. The record is from RefSeq and is a predicted model, not a curated record. NCBI's taxonomy places the organism in Eukaryota, Viridiplantae, Streptophyta, Magnoliopsida, Malpighiales, Euphorbiaceae. The transcript has 14 exons. Bases 139 to 2544 code for a protein of 801 amino acids. Gene Ontology annotation, molecular function: terpene synthase activity; magnesium ion binding. Gene Ontology annotation, biological process: gibberellin biosynthetic process.
CUGCUUCUUUCGUUUACCUUUAAAUACCACACCCUUCACUUAUCUCUCCUCACAUUUUACUUCUCUAACUCGCCAAACUCGUUUUUAUAUUUCGUUUUUUAGCCUUAACUCGCCCGUUUUUAGUCUUCGAUUUUCAUCAUGAUGUCUUCUCAAUCUCUGCAUCUUUUCUGUAACUUACCGUCCACUGCCCCCCCUCGUUCUUCACUUUUCUCUGGUGCAUGUCUGAACGGCGCUAAAUACAAAAGAGUUAACUUUGAUAUUCGGACAAGAUGCAGCGCUGUAUCCAAUCCACGAACUCAAGAUUACUCCGAUAUCUUUCAAAAAAACGGCAUGCCAUCAGUGACAAAACGACAAGAGGUUGUCGAAAACGGCAUAGAAGAGAAUUUUUCGCAGGUUCCGGUAUCAAGAGAGAUCGUAAAAAGUGUGGAAAGCGUAAAAUCGAUGCUGAAAUCGAUGGAAGAUGGCGAGAUAAGUAUUUCAGCUUAUGAUACAGCUUGGGUGGCUCUUGUUAAAGAUGUAAAUGGAAGUGGUGCUCCUCAGUUCCCAUCUAGCUUGGAAUGGAUUGCUAAUAAUCAGCUUUCUGAUGGUUCAUGGGGUGAUGAACAAAUUUUUACUGCUCAUGACAGGAUUUUGAAUACAUUAGCCUGUGUUAUUGCCUUGAAAUCAUGGAAUCUGCAUCCCGAGAAGUGCGAAACAGGAAUGAAGUAUUUUCUAGAGAAUUUAUGCAAGCUUGAGGACGAGAACGCCGAGCACAUGCCGAUAGGUUUCGAAGUAGCCUUCCCUUCACUUCUCGAAUUAGCUAAAGAUCUAGACAUUCAAGUUCCCGAGGAUUCACCAGUCUUGAAAGAGAUCUACGACAGCAGAAAUCUAAAGCUAACAAAGAUACCGAAGGACAUAAUGCAUAAAGUGCCCACUACACUACUCCAUAGCUUAGAAGGAAUGCCUGGUUUGGAGUGGGAUAAGCUUCUCAAACUUCAGUGUCCUGAUGGCUCUUUUUUGUUCUCUCCUUCUUCAACUGCUUUUGCUCUCAUGCAAACUAAAGACCAAAAUGCCCUCGCUUAUUUGAAUAAGAUUGUCCAAAAAUUCAAAGGAGGAGUGCCAAAUGUCUUCCCUGUCGACUUAUUCGAACAUAUAUGGGCUGUCGAUCGCUUGCAUCGCCUCGGAAUCUCGAGAUACUUUGAAAAUGAGCUUAAGGAAUGCAUUGACUAUGUCGCAAGAUAUUGGGAAGAAGACGGCAUCUGCUGGGCUAGAAACUCUAAAGUUCACGACGUUGACGACACAGCCAUGGGAUUCAGACUACUGAGGCUAUACGGCCACGAAGUUUCCUCUGAUGUUUUCAAGCAUUUCAAGAAAGGUGACACGUUCUUCUGCUUCGCCGGACAGUCAACACAGGCGGUUACCGGAAUGUACAAUCUAUUCAGAGCAUCUCAGGUUAUGUUUCCCGGCGAGCAAAUUCUUGAAGAGGCCAAAGAAUUUUCUUCCAAAUACCUCAAAGAAAAGCAAGAUGCUAAUGAGGUACUCGACAAAUGGAUUAUCACCAAGGACCUACCAGGAGAGGUUAAAUACGCAUUGGAUGUUCCAUGGUACGGGAGCUUGCCUCGAGUGGAGUCCAGGUUUUACUUAGAACAAUAUGGUGGUGAAGAUGACGUAUGGAUCGGCAAGACUCUUUAUAGGAUGCCAUUUGUGAACAAUAAUGAAUAUCUAGAAUUGGCAAAGCUUGAUUACAACAAUUGCCAAGCAUUACAUCGAUCGGAAUGGGAAAAAUUCCAGAGUUGGUUUCAAGAAUGUGAACUGGAAGAUUUUGGAAUAAACAGAAGAGAAUUACUAUUAUCAUAUUUCUUAGCAGCAGCAAGUAUUUUCGAACCAGAGCGAUCAACUGAGAGACUUGCAUGGGCCAAGACUACUGUAUUUCUCCAGGCAAUCAACAACUUUUUCGACGACAACAACAGUUCCAUUGAAGACAGAACAGAAUUUGUCCAAGAAUUCAAAAACUGCGCCGUUUCAGAAGUCCCCAUCAAUGGAAGGAAGUUGGAAGAAAAGACAAGGCAGGAGCUUGUCAGAAUAAUGGUUGGAACCCUAAACGAUGUCUCAUUGGACACACUAAUGGCUCAUGGGAAAGACAUUAGCCAUAGUUUACGUCAUGCUUGGGAAAAAUGGCUCUUGAGCUGGCUGGAAAAGGAUGAGAAGACUCGAGGAGAUGGAGAAUUGAUAGUGAAGACAAUAAGUCUGGCAGCUGGGAAUUUGGUGUCUGAUCCUUCAAGAUUUGAACAACUCUUUCAACUUACUGACAAGAUUUGUUCUCAGCUUUCUCAUUACAGAAACAACAAGGUACAUGACACUCAGAAAAGCACAACUCCUGAACUAGAGUGUGACAUGCAAGAACUUGUGCAGUUGACAAUCAAAAAAUCUUCAGAUGAUGGACUAGAUUCGCAUAUGAAGGACACAUUUCUUACAGUGGCUAAAAGCUUUUAUUACCCUGCAAUUUGUGAUCCUGGGACGGUCAACUACCAUAUUGCUAAAGUGCUCUUUGAUAAAGUGUCUUAGUUUUAAGUUUUAGUACUUAAUUGUACAAGAAUUAAUGCAAUCCCAACUACAUGUGCAUAUUCUUGUCUAGUAAUAAUGUAAUACAGUUAUCCAUCAAUAAAUUCUUUUGUUUUUUAAA